Messenger RNA from Aspergillus melleus, 1404 nucleotides. RefSeq names its product cytochrome P450. The record is from RefSeq and is a predicted model, not a curated record. Bases 1 to 1404 code for a protein of 467 amino acids. The transcript has 4 exons. NCBI's taxonomy places the organism in Eukaryota, Fungi, Ascomycota, Eurotiomycetes, Eurotiales, Aspergillaceae. Gene Ontology annotation, molecular function: monooxygenase activity; heme binding; iron ion binding.
AUGGUAUCGAACUUCCGGUUCUUCAGGCGGGCUGGAGACGUGUUGAGCGAGGGGUAUCGCGCAUGUAAGGACAAGAUCUUCCAAUUCCGACGAGCCGACACAGACAUGCUUGUCUUGCCUCCAAAGUAUGUCGACGAUAUCAGGAAGCUUCCAAGCCAUGUCGCCAGUCCAACAGUGGCACACGUGCACAAUCUUAUGGGCUCUUCCACCAACAUGCAUAUCAUCCUUCAGAGCAAUCUGCAUUUCCGCACCCUCCAGCUGAAACUGACGCCGAACCUGAAUUCCUUGACGGCACCCAUGCAGGACGAGGUCAACUAUGCAGUAGAGAAGGAACUAACCACGUCUGAAGACGAAUGGGUCACCAUCAAACCCUAUCACACGGUCCUUGAUUUUGUGGCCCGCGUCAGUGCUCGCAUUUUUCUUGGUCUGCCCCUGUGUCGGAACCCCAAAUGGCUAGAAGUGUCUACCCAGUUUACCGAAAACGUUUUUGUCUCCCUUGUCUUCCUGCGGCUGUUCCCUAUCUGGACCCACAAGCUCCUCAGCUGGUUCAUGCCCUCAUCCUAUCGAGGAAAUGCAUACGUCCGGAGAGCCAAGAAGCUCCUUGUCCCCGAGAUCCUUCGGCGAAGGGAGCAGGAGCUUAAUGAAUCCCAGCCACCAGAAGAGAGCAAGAAUAACCUUCUGUCCUGGAUGAUGGAGAUUGCCACACCCGAAGAAAGCAAGCCUGCGUCUCUAGCGCACCUGGAGGUCGUCCUCUCACUCGCCUCCAUCCACACCUCCCAGAUGAACGCGGUCCACGUCCUCUACGAUCUCCUCGCCCACCCAGAAUACCUCGAUCCCAUCCGCCAGGAAAUCAAAGACGUGGUCCUAGAAGAAGGUCCCUGGAUGCAGUGGCAGAAGUCAGCAUUCUCCAAGCUCCGCAAGCUCGACUCCUUCAUGCGCGAGUCCCAACGCUUCAACCCACCAACCCUUCUAUCCAUGCACCGCGUUCUUCUCCAAGACGCCCAGCUCUCCGACGGAGUCCGCCUCCCAAAGGGCGCGCACAUCAGCAUGGCCGUCAACGAUAUCCAAAACGACCCGGCCGUGACCCCGGAUCCCGAGAAAUUUGACGGCUUCCGCUACUACCGGCUCCGCCAACGCGAAGGAGAGGGUCAUCUUCAUCAGUUCUCGACAACGCAGGAGCGGGUUCUGAAUUUCGGACAUGGUCAAAACGCGUGCCCGGGUCGCUUCUUCGCUAGCUUGGAAAUCAAAAUCAUCCUGGUUCGUCUGCUCAUGGACUACGAGUUUAAAUUCAAGCAUGGGAAUAAACGCCCCGAGAACUUGCGCGCCCAUGAGUUUAUCUUCCCCAAUCCUGAUGCGGAGAUCCUGAUGCGGCGUCGGCCUGCGUCGGAGCGUUUGCAGCUUUGA